Messenger RNA from Mauremys mutica (yellowpond turtle), 6282 nucleotides. It is a transcript of the gene MIB2, whose product is annotated as MIB E3 ubiquitin protein ligase 2. The record is from RefSeq and is a predicted model, not a curated record. Lineage: Eukaryota; Metazoa; Chordata; Testudines; Geoemydidae. Gene Ontology annotation, molecular function: protein binding; zinc ion binding; ubiquitin-protein transferase activity. The coding region runs from base 538 to 3402 and encodes 954 amino acids. The transcript is spliced from 19 exons. Gene Ontology annotation, biological process: protein ubiquitination. Gene Ontology annotation, cellular component: cytoplasm.
CCCGAGUACCCCCAAAGUUCAGGAAACUCCAGCCCCGGGUGCCAGCUUCGCAGCUGGAGCCCGGCUCCCGUGAGCAUUGCCUGCACCCGCCUGUAUUUCCCUGGGAAGAGUCAGGAGGUGGCGCUUUGCCUGCCGCUCGGGAUCCUUUGCACCCAACCAAGCGGCAGCUGGAGGCGCGGGGCUGGAAGCAAGCAGCCCCCCCGACGAGCCUCGGGGCAGACGGCAGCUUGGGCGCUGUAGUCCCGGCCUGUCUGCAGGCCCCGUGCGGGGGGGGGAGAGAACUACGACUCCCACAAUCCUUUGGGCUCCGGGCGGCCCGUCGGUAGAAAGUGAAACCCCUGCGAAGGGAGCUGGCGCCUCGCUGGGGAGGAGACGCGGCGGCGGCUGGAGGUCGGGGCGGCUCCAGCAGCGUCUCCCUGCGCAAGGCGCUUCCUCGCCGCAGAAACUUUGUAGCAAGUUUGGCCAGGUGUGCUGGACACACAGCUCCCUCCAUCUUGCCUCUGAGAUUCCCUGCCAGCGAGGCCACUGCACCACGUGAUGGACUUGGACCCAUAUGCAAGUAUGCAGGUCGGGAUGCGGGUGGUCCGCGGAAUUGACUGGAAAUGGGGCAACCAGGACAACGGCGAAGGGAAUGUUGGGACCGUGGUUGAGAUUGGCCGGCAAGGCAGCCCAACUACACCGGAUAGGACUGUGGUGGUGCAGUGGGAUCAAGGGACCAGAACCAAUUAUCGGACUGGAUUCCAAGGAGCCUAUGACCUUCUUCUGUACGAUAAUGCACAAAUAGGUGUGCGCCAUCCCAACAUCAUCUGUGAUUGUUGCAAGAAGCACGGGAUCAGAGGCAUGCGGUGGAAGUGCAAGGUGUGCUUUGAUUACGACUUGUGCACGCAGUGUUACAUGAACAACAAGCACGACACCUCGCACGCCUUUGAGCGCUACGAGACUGCCCACUCGCGACCAGUCACAGUGGGUCCACGACAGAACUUGCCUCGUAUCACGUUAAAAGGCACUUUCCAGGGGGCCAAAGUUGUCCGUGGCCCAGACUGGGAGUGGGGUAAUCAGGAUGGUGGUGAAGGUAAAACUGGGAGAGUGGUGGAUAUUCGUGGCUGGGACGUGGAGACUGGCCGCAGCGUGGCCAGCGUCACGUGGUCUGACGGCACCACAAAUGUUUACAGAGUCGGGCACAAGGGAAAGGUGGACCUGAAAUGCAUUGUGGAAGCAUCUGGCGGCUUUUACUACAAAGAGCAUCUCCCGAGACUAGGAAAACCUGCUGAGCUGCAGAGGAAAGCGAGUGCAGAGAGGCACCCCUUCCAGCAUGGUGACAAAGUGAAAUGCCUGCUGGACGUGGACAUCUUACGAGAGAUGCAAGAAGGGCAUGGUGGCUGGAACCCUAAAAUGGCUGAGUUCAUUGGCCAGACAGGGACUGUGCACAGAAUCACUGACAGAGGGGAUGUCAGAGUCCAGUUCAACAGCGAAACCCGCUGGACUUUCCACCCAGGAGCUCUGACUAAGCUCAACACCUUUUGGGUUGAUGAUGUUGUCCGUGUGAUAGAUGAUAUGGAAACAGUGAAGCGAUUCCAAGCUGGUCAUGGGGAGUGGACAGAUGAAAUGGCACCUACUCUAGGGCACAUUGGCAAGGUGAUUAAGGUGUUUGGGGAUGGAGACUUGAGAGUGUCUGUCGGAGGGCAAUCCUGGACCUUUAACCCAGCUUGUCUCACGGCCUACCAGAGAGAUGAGGAUGCAAACCUCAUGACAACGGAGAACACCAAGGAAUCCAAAAGCACUUUGAUCUCCAUCCUAGAGAAGCUGCUGUGCCAGAAGAUGGAGUUGGAUCAUCCAGGGCGCUUGGUCAUUGAGGCAGCGCAUGGCAAUGCUGUUAAAGUCCAGGACCUGGUUCAAAAGUACCCAGACAAGGUUGAUAUAAAGAAUCAGGGCAGAACCGCGCUGCAAGUAGCUGCUCACCUGGGCCGGGUGGAGGUUGUGAAGAUCUUACUGCAGGCUAAUGCCAACGUCGACCUGAAGGAUGAAGAGGGGGACGCUGCUCUCCAUUAUGCAGCUUUCGGAAAUCAAGCUGAGGUUGUCCGUGUGCUUGUCAGUCACGGAGCCAAUGCAGACCUGUUGAACAAUGCCAAGUGCACAGCCUUAUAUGUCGCAGUCAACAAAGGAUUCACGGAGAUCGUGCAGAUCCUUUGUGAGCACAACUGUGACGUCAACCUCCCGGAUUCGUUUGAUGACACCCCCCUGCACUAUGCCAUCACUGCCGAUUUGAAAAGCGUCAUCGAGAUCCUCACUGAGGUACCGAACAUCGAUUUCACGGUCCAGAAUCGCCAAGGCUUCAACCUGCUGCACCAUGCGGCACUGAAGGGCAACAAGCUAGCCAUAAAGAAGAUUCUGGCACGAGCCCGGCAGUUGGUUGAUGCUAAAAAGGAAGAUGGCUUCACCGCCCUGCAUCUUGCUGCCCUCAAUAACCACAUAGAAGUAGCAGAAAUUUUAAUCAGAGAGGGUCGCUGUGAUGUCAACCUCAGGAACAGCCGGAACCAGACUCCCCUGCACCUGGCAGUCACCCAGGGGCACAUGGACUUGGUGCAGCUGCUGGUACGCGAAGGCAGCGAUGUCAACGCCGAGGACGAGGACGGAGACACGGCCAUGCACAUUGUCUUGGAACGGCAGCAGCUGAUGUCAAUCAUGGCCGAGGAACAGGAAGGGGGGGAGGGACUGUCCCUCUUUUCCAAGCUCCAGGCUUCAGGCUUCCUUGGAAAUGUAGAGCUGAAUGUUGGUGCUGCGAUUGCGUGUUUCCUAGCACAGGAAGGAGCAGAUAUUAAUUACGCCAACCACAGGGGAAAGUCUCCCCUGGAUCUCAUUGCAGAUGGAAGGAUAGUCCAGAUCAUCAAGAACUUCUCCCAGAAAUUCAGGGAUGAGCAGAUUUCUUCAGACAGCUCUGUGGUGACCUGCAGCCUGCGCAGAGUGCACACCACCCCCAACACGAUGACCAACCUCAGCGUGCCCAGCAUGGCGGCCCCGUCCGAGUGCCUGGUCUGUUCUGAGCUGGCUUUGCUCAUUCACUUCAUCCCGUGUCAGCACAGCAUCGUGUGUGAAGAAUGCUCCAGGAGGAUGAAGAAGUGCAUCAAAUGUCAAGUGACAAUAACCAAAAAACUCAAGCAAGACAGCACAGAGGUGGAAUGCAGCCCCAGUGCCGAGCCCACGGACCAGCGGAAGCUGAUGGAGGAGCUACAGAGCCGCUACCGCCAGAUGGAGGAGCGCAUCACCUGCCCUAUCUGCAUCGACAACCAAAUCAAACUGGUCUUCCAGUGCGGACAUGGCUCCUGCCUUGAGUGCAGCGAGGCCCUGACUGUCUGCCCCAUCUGCAGGCAGACUAUCCGGGACAGGAUUCAGAUCUUCGUCUGAGGAUGUGCGCUCUCCCCUCCCCUUUGCUCCCUCUCCUACCUUCCUUCCUCCCUUUGUGUGUUCAUUUAGUCAAGAAUCAUGACCCAUCCCCUGUGUUUGUCUGACUCUGAAGCCAUCCUGAAAGGGGGAAAGUGAAUCACAAGAGUCACUCAUGGGGGAAACGCUCUCCCCAUAAUGACAGCGAGACGCCAAGCUUGUGGGGAAACGGCCCUCCCGCCCUGUGCUCCUUUCCCAGCAUGGACGGCGCCAGGCGGAAUGCUGACAGGACGCCCCCGUGCUUUGCGCUGACGACGGGAGGGGCUGUGAAACCAGCACCGGGACAGAGUGCUUUCAUGUGCAGACAUUUCAAAAGACAUCCCGCUCCUGUCUAGUUCCCUGCAGCGUCUGAUUCGCAGCCUUACACAGCUCUGGCAGGAUAGGCUGCGGCACAGUCCUUCUCGUUCCCCGGCAGGCUGUGGCAAAGCAAUACUCUCGCACUUUACACAAGGAGGUAUCCAGUGGGAUCGGGCACUGCCCUUGGCUCUCUCGCAGGCUUGUCAGUUGCGGGGGGGGUCUCUCGUUAGACAAUGUGCUCUCAGAACCAAGCCUUUUGGGCGUGACGAGGUACUUGGAUUUGGGCAGCGGGGAGGAGUCUGGAACUGACGUGUUCCCAGAGAGAGACAGAGCGUGUGCCUUAGAGAUAAAGUAGUGAACAUUUACUGAAGAAAAUACUGUUGCAGCGCGUAUUUUUGACCUCUAAGUGACACUCUUCUGCCAGCAAUCUACCUUUUUUUUGCAGCCAUAAUUCCAGAGACUCUUGAGCUUUUUACCCAUAAUGCCAAAGGCAGGUGUCAAAUAUUCCAACCGAAAUGUAAAAAAAUAAAAUAAAAUACGACUAAUAAGGUGGAGGAGAGGAAAUUCGUUAUUCUCUUCAGCAGAAAAAUUUAUUAAAAUAGGACAUUUAUAUUCCACUGGACAUUAAUAGGAAUGUGUGAACAAUAGUGUAAAUCCUGGGGUCAACUUGAUUCCAACUGGAUCAUGUUUUCCAACCAGUUGAUUUGGGAAAAAGCACCAUCCAGUGAACUCUCACCCGUACCUGUGACUGGGUUCUAGUGGUGGCACCCUGAGGAGCUCCCUUGUGUGUGUUUUGUAUGUAGCUUUGUUCUAUGCAGUUAUGCUGCAGACCAGUAUAAUCUUUUCUUACACCUAGAAAGCCGUGUAUAAAAUCAACCGAAACACAGGGUUUCUUUCUUAAAUUUGUUCAUUAGCAAAGACAUGGCAAAGGAUUCAAAUUAGUUUUGAAUCCUUGUGCGUGUGUAGUGGUUAGAGGAAUAUGUAUUGCCUACUAGUAACUCUAAGUGUCCCAGGAAAUUGUCAGUCCCCACUUGCUACAGAUAAUAUCUCAGAAUGCUUUCUCAGUUGAGUUUAUUACAAAGUCUAUGAUUUUUUCCCAGGCAAAGGGACAAUCUUGGGUCACAUUUAACCCCCAAACAUAGAUUAUUUGUUAAAAUAAGAUUUGACAAAACUAACAUGCAGGUUUCAAGAAUUAUAUUUUAUUCCCAGGAAAACAGAUUUUCUAAUAAACACCCCGCCCCUUCCUGGUUGCUGUAUCGUUCUAAGUGAAAAUGACUGUGAAUGGCCAUCUUCUACUACCCUUUCUCAUAGGAAGUGGUACCAGAGACCACCAGUGCCUUCCGAUAAUGUGAGGGCACCUGGCUUCAGCAGUGGAACUGAGCAUGCUCAGUACAAGUCAAGCAAGAAAUGUGGGUGGGGCACAUGGCCCCCAUGUCCCACCCCCAUGCGUUGCCUCUGAGUGGUACUUGAUGCCUCAAAUAAUCCCAUUCAGUGCAAUGGGGCUGCUUAUGAAGUAAGUUGCUACUCAUCGUAAGCGUGGCAGAAUAUGGCCAAAUGGGACUCUUCUGUAAAGAAAAGUGAUGUUAACAAACCUUAUUUUUAUUGUCCAGGCCUGGACAAAUGCUGAAAGCAAACAGUCCGCAUGUAACCACAUAAAGUACGUUUAUAGCUGGAUUUCAGAAGGGCUUCCUGUCGGACUGACUCUGCUCCCACUGAAUGCAGUGGGAGUUCUGCUGUGGAGUUCAGUGGGAAUGGUCAGCCCAGUGCUAAGAUCAUCUGAAAACGCCACCAUGGACUUUCCAAAAUUCUUUAAUAAUCUAAGAUGUGAUUAAGAUGGGCCAGAAAACUUUUUCUUUAAAAAAAUGAGAAUAAUCUGGUUUCUUUGAACCAGACGCUGUCCCUAUCAGGCCUGAUGCAAAGCCAAUUAACACCAAGAGGAAUCUUUCCAUUCAUUUUAAUGGACUUUGAAUCAGGCCCUAAAUCAGAAUGCUGGUCCCAGAUCGGCCUGAAGAGCUAGUGGGAAUAUAACAUUGAGUGCUGGGCAUCUCCUUUGUCAUUAAAAUAAGCUUUACAGUCCUGAAAGUACAAUACUGUCGGUGUCUGUCCAAUCUGUGACAGCUGCACUUACUGCUUUCUGCUGUAAAUUAAUGAUUUUACAGGCUAUAUUUAAAUCCAGUAUCGUACUAAGCAUUAAAAGGACAUUUUCAGAAGUAUACCUCUGCUGCAACAACAAACCAAUGCACUGUGCUGUAUGUCAGACACAUGUUUGUGCUGUUUUGGGGACUGCAUAUCCUGCAACUUCUGUCCCCCUCCUCUCGAAGACUUUGACACUGGACUUCGUCAGUGUACACAGAGAAGGAUACAGCGGAUCUCCGACUUCUUGGUUUUUUAAAAAAUAGUUGUGCGCUAGAUGAAGGUAUCUCGGAUCACUUCUAGGCCUGUGAAAAUGGGGAACUGUUUGUAGUGAGAAUACACAGUCUUCAACCUUCAAGGUGUCUUUCCGCUUUGCAGCAAAUAAUUUUUUUUUUCUGUUUUCCUCUUUUUUAA